AUGAAAUUAAACUAAAAAUUAUUAGAAAGACUAGAUGAGUCUUUGGCUCAAAGUUUUGUUCUUAAAUACCAAGAAGAGAAAAAUAGGAAGGUUGCACCGGAGGAAUUCAUAAGUGAUGAUUACAAGGGAAACUUUAGAGUAAGACAAGUUGGAGAUCGGCAAGAAAAUAUGAAGAAAAGCAAACUAGAUGCUAUGUCUACUGCCACAUCCAACUUUUAUAAGGAGACAGCCACGCCAAAUUCAUCUAAACCUCCUUCCUCUCUUAAUACUUCCAAAUUAUUGGAUUAAAGCAAGAUUUCCUAACUAAAACAAUCAAUUAUAACAAACAGAAUUACAUCAGCUUAGCCAGCAAGGCCUUUAAUGAUUAAGAAGAUGUAAAAGAAUACUGAAUAAUUAUAAAUUGAACCAAAAGAACAAAAACCUCCAAUUUUUGCAUUAAAAAGACUCUCAUCUGCCAAAUAGUAAUAAUAAGAUGAAGAGAAGUCUAUCGUACAGAAUUAAGAAUCAAGUCUUAAUAAUUCCCUUGUAGCAAAGCCUUCAAUACUGAGAAGAUCUUCAUUGACAUCACAUGCUAAAAAAAUUGAAAUCAAAAAAGAAGAAUAAGAAGUUGAAACAAAGAAAUUGUCCUUACCUAAGAAGUAAGAAUCUCAAAUAUCAGAACCAGUAUUUUAAUUUUAAAUUGCCAAAAGAAAAGUUGAUGACAUGAUUUACGAUACUAUGGAUAUUGAUACUUUAUAAGAAAUUACAAAAAAAAAUGAAGUACAUAUAUAUAUACAACUUAAUUCUAGAGUUAGUUUGAUGAAAUCACAUCCAUUUAGUUCAGAUUCAAUACUAUGAAUGAUUCACUUUAUAUGCUAGGAGAAUACUUAUCAAAUUUACAAGAACUUAAACUGAAUAAUUCAUAAAUUGAAUCAUUACGUUUGUUAGGUACUAAAUUGAGGAAUUUAUCAAUUCUUUGGAUCAGCAAUUCAAAAUUAACCGAUAUAUCAGGUAUAACUAUUAAACUUAUACAAUUAUUAGGAAUUAUGAGUAUGCCAAAUCUUGUAGAGUUUUAUUGUUCAUUUAAUAAUAUCAAAGACAUCAGUCCCUUAGCCUUUCAUGAAAAGAUAUCCAUUUUGGAUAUUGAAGGUAAUGAAUUAGCUGACGAAUUCUAAAUUGAUUAUUUAGAAUCUUUGAAUUUGCAAUAAUUGAUUAUUAGUUCAAACCCAUUAAUCAAAGAUGAUCAUUUGAGGGAUAAACUCUAUGAAAAGUUACCAGCCACUGAAAUCUAUAUUGAUGAUAAUGACUUACCAACAGAGUCUUAGAUAAUUUCAGAGAAUAGCCAAAUCAAAUAGCUUUAUGAUAUAGCAGAGAUGAUGCACUCUAAAUUUGAUGUAUAUUCGAAAUAUAUAUUAAGCUCGGAAAUGUAGAGGAAUUGAAAAACCUAGAGGAAUAAGUCAAAUAUUAAUUAGACAAAGACAUGUUGGAAGAACCUGAUGAAAAUAGAUUACUUAGUUUAUCUAUCAAAUAAAGGCCUCUUGAAAAGUCAAAAUUAAAACGACCUUAAACUGCAUAAGUUCAACAAAAUUAUAAUGUAAGAGUUUUCUCUUAAACUAAAAGCCUGACCCCACUUCAGAGUUAGUUGGAUUAGAAGAGGCCUUUGCUGGGAAUCCCAUUAAAGCAGCUAAAAAGCAUAAACAAAAUAGAGAAUAAAUUUUUGAUCCUACUGAUAGAAAAAGUAUUGACAUAUAAACUUUAUUAAAUAAGUUCAAAUGA
Paramecium octaurelia is the source of this 1755-nucleotide messenger RNA. NCBI's taxonomy places the organism in Eukaryota, Ciliophora, Oligohymenophorea, Peniculida, Parameciidae. The record is from the annotation of a GenBank genome assembly.